AUGGCCUUAGAACAGCCUAAGUCAUACCACUCUGACCGUGCGGAUGCGCUCUGCCCAGGGCAUCCUGAGAUUGAACAUGAGGGUAUUGAAGUUACGACAGGCCCUUUGGGGCAGGGUGUGGCGAACGCUGUUCGUUUAGCUAUGGCCACGAAGAAUCUGGCAGCAACCUUCAACAAACCUGGCUUCGACAUUGUUAGUAAUUAUAUUUGGUGCAUGGUCGGUGACGCAUGUCUUCAGAAGGGUGUUGCUCUCGAGGCUAUCUCCUUCGCUGGGCACCUGAGACUGAAUAAUCUGACUAUCAUCUACGACAACAACCGGAUUACUUGUGACGGCUCGGUGGAUCUUACAAACACGGAGGAUAUCAAUGCUACAAUCUCAGAAUAUCACAUAUGGGUUCUCGCCAAUGAGCACUUCAUCAUUGGCGAUCAUGUGCGUGCAUUUUUGCCGACUUACCCGCUUGUGGUGAGACCUCGGUGCAAGAAUGGAACCAACUGCUGGAGCCGCAUGCGUGGUGACCUUUCUGGAAACUGGAAAGAUCUGAUCCCUACCAGUUUCCCAGAAACUCCUAUGGCCACUCGUGCUUCAUCUGGCCUUGUCUUCAAACCUAUCGCAGAGAAAUGCAGGGCCUUCAUGGUUGGAACUACAGACUUAUCUCCGUCUGUUCAGUACGCUAGGGUAUGGUAUGUUGGCAGCGAAAGUGGAAAUGUUGGCGAUUUAGGCGAGGUCGUUCAUGGAAGAGAUCAAAAGGCACGAAAGACAGUGGAUAUGGAGGGAUAA
Molecule: messenger RNA, 777 nt
Organism: Aspergillus terreus NIH2624
Lineage: Eukaryota; Fungi; Ascomycota; Eurotiomycetes; Eurotiales; Aspergillaceae
Exons: 4
Coding region: 1-777 (258 amino acids)
Biological process (GO): pentose-phosphate shunt
Cellular component (GO): cytosol
Molecular function (GO): transketolase activity
Source: RefSeq, a predicted model, not a curated record